GGAGUACACGCAUUGUUUACGAUUAUUAAAUGUUUUCAAAUCCUGUUCUACGUCAUUUAAUAUGGUGUGACGUACCAGACUGUUUAAAAAGAACGAUGGUACAGGUCAUGCCCCCCUCCCCCGACAACGUUGAAUGGUUCCAACCAACGCCUCUUGAUGACACAACGUGCUCGAGCGGGUAUUUCUUGGUACCGUAAAAUUGCAUACAAUAAUAAACAAACGGAGACAGAAUCUACAGGUUUCACAUGCUAAAUGUGGAGAUGAUCUGGGACCAGCUGGAACUCAAUCCGACAAUCAAAGCCGCAGUAAAGAGAGCUCAGCUUAAGUCUGUCCAGGAGGUUGUUUGUAUUUCUGGUCCAGAGCUCCAGAGAAUCACUGGUCUGAGCCGCUCCGAUGUCCAUCAGCUGCUCACUGCUGCUGCCACUGCCUGCAGGAGACAUCCACCAAUCACAGCCCUGCAGCUGCAGCAGGUCAAGGAUCAAAAGUUACGGACUGAUCUCAGACUCAGUGUCGGAUGUCCUGUUCUGGACCAGCUGCUGAGAGGAGGUCUGCCUGUAGGGGGCAUCACUGAGCUGUCAGGGCAGAGCGGAGCGGGGAAGACCCAACUGGCCCUGCAGUUCUGCCUGUCGGUGCAGUACCCAGCUGUGCAUGGAGGCCUGGACGCAGGAGCUCUGUAUAUCUGCACCGAGGACUUGUUUCCCAUCAAGCGCCUGCAGCAGCUAAUCUCAGAACAGUCUGUCCUUCGCUCUGACAUCCCUCCGUCUCUGAUCAGCAGUCUCCACUUCAGUGACCACAUCUUCAUAGAGCACGCUUCUGACCUGAACUCCCUCCAGGUGUGUCUGUCCCGCCGCGCCCCCCUUCUGCUGGCUCAGGGUCGGGUCCGGUUCGUCGUGGUUGAUUCGCUGGCAGCGCUGUUCAGGUGUGAAUUCCAAGCAGAUGAUUGGUUGGAGAGGAACAAACAGCUGCUCAGCUUUUCCUCCAUCCUGCGCCACCUGAGUCUGGAGUUUAACAUACCUGUUCUCUGCAUUAACCAGGUGACAGAUGUUUUCAACCAAUCAGAUGACAGUUUAGGUCCUUCGUCCUCUGCUGUGUCCCCUGCUCUGGGUCUGACCUGGGCCAAUCAGGUCCUGGUUCGACUGAUGAUGCAGCGUCUCCAUGGGACAGUUUCCCGUGGCGACCAAAACAGCACCCUUCGCAGGUUGGAGGUGGUGUUUGCUCCUCACCUGCCCCGUGGAGGACGAGAUGCUGCCGUCUGGAAGGAGGGGGUUCGUGGAGUCCUGGAUCCGGAUUAACUGGACAGUCUCGGGCAGACGUAAUCCAAAAUAUCUCAGAUUGGAGAUGAACUGACUGUUUAUCAGGCUUAAAUAGAAGUUCUGAAUGGAGUUCUGUUGUUUAACACUUUCAUAAACCAGCUAUGUUCAGAAACCUGUGGAUGGUUUUUAUGAUCACGGUCGGCUGAUGCGGACCUGCUGAUGUCACACUUCCUGAUCAGUUUCUGAUCAGCUGAUUUCAUAGAUCACUUUUUAUGUCCUACAUCUUUACAGAUUAAAACACGGACAUUAACCCCUCCGCCUGCGUGCUGUAACCGCAGUCAAUUCUGUCAAUAACACACGACAGGAAGUGGAUUGAUUUUCUUCACAAUAAAAGCAUGGAAAAAAUCUGAGGUGUGAAAGCUGUGAGAGGAGGAUUCAGGGGAAUGUCGCAUCUUAUCCUCUGAGACAGAUUAGUCUGACAUGUUUGACUUUAAACUCCUGCAACCUUUCUCAUUUCAUCAUAUCCCUAAUCUCCGCCCUUUCAGUCUCCUCCAUCCUUUCCCAGUCUCCUUUCUUUCCUCAUCUUCCGCUAUCUCAUUUUCUCAUCCUUCAUUUCAGUGUCUCCUCCAUUCUUUCCUUGUCUCUUUUUUUCACUCAUCUCUUCCAUACUUUCCCUGUUUCUCUCCUUUUCUUAUUUCAUUUCC
This is a messenger RNA of Melanotaenia boesemani (Boeseman's rainbowfish), 1957 nucleotides long. RefSeq names its product X-ray repair complementing defective repair in Chinese hamster cells 3 (gene xrcc3). Bases 246 to 1292 code for a protein of 348 amino acids. Lineage: Eukaryota; Metazoa; Chordata; Actinopteri; Atheriniformes; Melanotaeniidae. The transcript is spliced from 7 exons. Gene Ontology annotation, biological process: t-circle formation; telomere maintenance via recombination; double-strand break repair via synthesis-dependent strand annealing. The record is from RefSeq and is a predicted model, not a curated record. Gene Ontology annotation, cellular component: Rad51C-XRCC3 complex; replication fork. Gene Ontology annotation, molecular function: ATP-dependent DNA damage sensor activity; four-way junction DNA binding; ATP binding.